Frankliniella occidentalis (western flower thrips) is the source of this 1433-nucleotide messenger RNA. RefSeq lists its product as uncharacterized. The record is from RefSeq and is a predicted model, not a curated record. Bases 47 to 943 code for a protein of 298 amino acids. Lineage: Eukaryota; Metazoa; Arthropoda; Insecta; Thysanoptera; Thripidae. Gene Ontology annotation, cellular component: cytoplasm. The transcript has 2 exons. Gene Ontology annotation, molecular function: protein binding.
UGAAAGUGGCCGUCGAGAGAUCCGUGACGUGGGAUCCGUGUCGGGGAUGUCAGCGUCGGUCGGCGGCGGCGGCGUGCCCGGCGAGUCGACGGCGCGCUCCCGGCGCCGCGAGGACAUGCGGAACAUCCUGCGGCAGCGGCGCCACCGGCGGAGGCUCAUGCUGCUGAGCUACGGCGAGGGCGGCGUCGAGCAGUACACGGACAAGACGCGCAACGCGGCCGUCGUCAUGGGCGAGAAGGACAUCAAGCUGAGCCUGAAGCAGCAGCGGCGCGCGCUGGCCGCCGCCCGGGGCCUGAGCCUGCCGGCGUGCGCGCAUCCCUCCGGGCUCACCGCGCUCGCCAGGGCGCACCGGCGCGGGGGCCAGGCGCGCGCCGCGCUGCAGCUCGCCGAGCAGGCCCUGCUGCUGGACCCGGCGCACAAGGCGGCGCUGCUCGAGCGCAGCCAGUGCUACCAGCAGCUCGGACAGCCGCGCCUCGCGCUGCUCGACGCCGAGGACGCCCUGGACCUGGACAAGACGAGCAACGCCGCCUUCCUCCACAAGGCGCGCGCGCUCUACGCGAUGGGCCACUUCGAGAAGGCCCUGGUCAUGUUCCACCGCGGCAGCCGACUCCGCCCGGACAACCCGGCCUUCCGCGAGGGCAUCCAUCGCUGCCGGGAGGCCAUCAUGAACAUCAUCGGCUGCUUGCCCAUGGACUUCGCGCUGUCGUCUUGCGAGAGGUUGAUGCAGCAGGGCGUCUGGCCGGACGAGGAGAGCAGCGUGGGGUCGGCGCGCCGGGCCGCUGAGAUGGGCGCGCUCGGGGCCUUGCGGACCACGACGGCAGGGGACCCAGCCGACGACGGCGGCUCGCCCUGGGAGGACCAAUGGGCAGCGGAGCACUACCCGGACUCUGCGGUGCGUCGGCGUCCUGGGGUGAGGUUGGCCGCGGGCUGUGCGGGUGCAUGAGCGUGUGUGCUCAGUCGCAGGUGCUGCCGGGGCUCUGCGAGAGCUGCAACACGGCGCAUCAGUACAGCGACCUGCGGCGCGCCGGCCUCGGGUGCGCCGCCGUGACGGGGGUGGCGCCGACGACCGGGGUCGAGGAGGAGGCGCGCCAGAUCGCGCUCAUCCUGAGCGUGACGAACGCUCACGACGGCCGCAACAAGCACCUGCGCGAGAGGCUCAUGGAGAUCCCCCCCAGCCCACCCCCGCCGGUCGCCUGCUCCCCGUCGGCCCGCCCUUUCGACUGCUUUGACGCCCGGCCGCGGUGCCGGCUCCAGGGCGCGUCGCCGCGCACGCACAGCAGCAGCUCUGGCAGCAGCGCGGCGCGCAGGGAGGGGCUGCCGCCCCGGCCCCAGGACGCCGACGUGGAGGGCGACCGGGCGUUUCGCCCCGGCCUGGACAGGGUGCCACCCUCCCUCGGGCGAGACGCCACGUUUCUGCAGCAGAUCGCCCGAGA